UUUACAGGUUGUACAGCACUGCACGUUCUGGCUGAGAAGGCAAACAUUAGUGAACGCAAUACAUGUUGGGACGGUAAGGCUGUGAGUGUGAAGGAAGCCUGGGUCAACUUGGCCAGCUUGAUCAUGUCACUGGGCUGUGAUCCCAGGUUACCCAACCACCACAACAGGUACCCUCACCAGGUUGCUCGUGACGCUGGUAACGCACACCUGGCCAACCAGCUUGCCAAGGCAGUGGGAAAUCUGGGAAUGGUCAGCUCUGCUAAACCUGUUGUAAAGUUUAAUGACUUUCUUGAAGCAUCUAGAUCAGGAAAUGUAAAAGUUAUGCAAGAUCUUCUGAUGAAAGGUGUACAUAUCUUACCACUGGGGUCCCGUAAAGACCCUCUGCUUGAGGCCAUCCAUGGAGGUCACAGAGAUGCAGUGUUCCUCCUGCUGAGUGCUGGUGCACCACUCUGUGCUCAUGGCCUGGUAGGCAACACUCCAUUUGAAGCUGCACACAGUACCAUUGGUCUCCCUGCUCUCUUCCCUGCUCUUAUUAGGAAGGCCUUGUGUGAUAGAUUACAAGCAGAGAUAGACAUGAUACCUGGUUGUGACAACCUUCAGAACAUCAUGAAGGAUGGUAUGUCAUACCUUAAGACCACCACUGAAGUAUCAGGGCACAAGUUAGGUGAAGAACUGAGUACAUGGUUGGACUGCUGGCCUAUGAGCACGUCAGUCAAUUAUACUGACAUGUUGGCAAUGGCAGCAGCAUCAGGGCUGACUCUUACUUGCCAGUUGCUUGGAGUGGCUGGAGUGUGUCUUAACCCUCUUCCACAUCACCUACAUCCACUUGUUCAAGCACUCAACAAUCACCACCACGACACUGCCUAUUCUUUGUGUCGUGACUUGAAAAUGAACCCUUAUAGUACAGAGUGUAAUCUAGAUUAUGUUUCUGAACAGCUUAUAAAUGAUUUGUUAGAGAGUGAAUUGGAGAAAUUUGAAAGGAAAUUACAGAAAAAAGAAAUAGGAGAAACUGCCACAAAAGAGCUUUUGGAUUAUGCAAAAGGCAUUAAAGAGGGACAGACUGAUAAACAAAUAAAAACAUUUCUGUACUUGCUUGCUGAGCUGAGCUUGGUGACAGUUUUUCACAGGACAGUAAGGAUGACCACUAAUCUGGAUAUUGAUGAAAUAGUGCAUGAGGCAUCGAGGAGCACAAUGCUGCACAUCGCUGCUGCAUACGGUAAGAUCAACAUGGUUGAGUAUUUGUUAUCACAAGGUGCCAGAUACAUGUAUAGCACUUGUGGUGGUCUCAAUGCCUCACAUCUGGCAGCACUAAGAGGCCACAAGGAGUGCAUGGAGUACAUAGUUGGGUACACAGGGAAUGCAGUGGAGUGUAGUAUGGGUAUGAAGCCUUCGGUAAUUCUACAACACUUCAAUGAGAAUGUUAAGAGAUGUCAUUUGGAUCUAUUGUCGUUCCAAGAAGUAUUGGUAAUAUCAAACACGAAGGGGGACCUUGCAAAGGCAAAGCUUAUACUAAAAGGCAAAAGUCAUAAGUUAGGAAUUACAAACCCAACUAAUCUCUGGGAUAACUUGCUUCAAGAAGAGAAAAAAAUGGAUGGAAUUAUAUCCAGAGAGUUUGAAAGCAUAGUGAAGCAUGACGUUCAUAUGUUAUUUGAUAACAUUAGAAAUGUGGAUCCAAGAUUUACUGGUAAAAUUGUUUACUACUCGCCCUUAACUGAAAAAUUGGAAUUUUUUCUUCCAGAGAAUUUAGAAUUUUACCUAGAAAUUGAUGAGUAUAAUGCCCUAAAGGAAGGCUGUAUUUCUGUAAAGGAGCUGGAAAGAAAUGCAAUAAAAAAUGAAGAAUGUGUAAUAGGUAUAUCUUCAUCUAGGGAACAAACACUUUUCAUAGGUGCUAAUUUUAGAAACACCUUUUGUAAAGCUGCUCAUGAAGCUCUCUCAGCAACAAGCUUCAAGUUCCUUGCACUCAUACCACCUUUUCUGGCUCAUACUUCUACUGGUGUGUGCAUUUAUGCUAUGUACCGAGAGAAGCAGAAAAUAUUACCACUGCGUAUAAUGCUUACCCCAGUCUUGAAGGUUCCACGUCCCCAGGGGCUUCAUCUACAUAAGUUGCCAAAACGAUUUCAGAAUGACCUGCAGUCUCACACUUAUGAACACAUAGCCAACACAUCUGAAAGUAACUGGCUGUAUAUAUAUAAUUUUGCACAUAAGUGUAUCAUUGAUGGUAUUAGAGUAGAGGAGCAUAUUGUUCUUCAAGCAUGCUGUUACUUUGCCAAACUCCUCAGCACUUGUUGGUGGCUGCCCAAGCAAGAGCACCGGCGACAUGGUCGAGCCUGGCAGAUCUAUCCUGUUGGUGUAAAUGUCCCAAGCCUCAGGACCUUGAAAUCACUAUUUCUUGAAGAAUUAAUUGAAAGAGAGGAACAUAUGUGGGGUAAGGAGCACUUCAUUGAAAGAAUUAUAAGUGUUUUAAGUAGGGGGUUAUAUUCUGGAAAAAGUGCCGAGUCUUUUAUUGUUCCACCACAGUGGGACCCCAAGUUGAGUGGAGGAAUUCAGGCUACUAUUCAGUUCCUACAAAAUCUGCAGAAAAGUUAUAAUGAUAAAAUAAGAAAAAAUAACAUUUUCAACAAGAAGCAGUGAUACAUCUGUUCGUAAUGGUACAAAAAUUUACCAUUUUCUACCCACUUUAUGAACAGUAUUAUAUUGUAAAUAUUUUUUAUAAUAUGCUGUACUACUUUUAGAAGUGUGAAAUAUACCUUAAGGACUACUACUGGAAAACACAGCCCCUGAAAUACACCAUAAAAAUACCUGAA
Molecule: messenger RNA, 2804 nt
Organism: Cherax quadricarinatus
Lineage: Eukaryota; Metazoa; Arthropoda; Malacostraca; Decapoda; Parastacidae
Source: RefSeq, a predicted model, not a curated record